Molecule: messenger RNA, 1948 nt
Organism: Apaloderma vittatum (bar-tailed trogon)
Lineage: Eukaryota; Metazoa; Chordata; Aves; Trogoniformes; Trogonidae
Gene: LPAR1
Product: lysophosphatidic acid receptor 1
Exons: 3
Coding region: 112-1221 (369 amino acids)
Biological process (GO): phospholipase C-activating G protein-coupled receptor signaling pathway; neurogenesis
Cellular component (GO): membrane
Molecular function (GO): lysophosphatidic acid receptor activity
Source: RefSeq, a predicted model, not a curated record
AGGAGCAAAUGCCAGCAUGACUAGCGCCUGAGGAAGUGCCUCUGUGUUCCUACCAAGGGUUUGCGAUUGCAGAGGAAGAGUACAAGGACAGCAGGGACAUUCUGAGCAGCUAUGGAUAUCCCUACCGAUUUGGUGCCGUCCUCCAUGAUGUCCCAACCUGAGGUGAUUGAGUCCACGGCCAUGAGUGAACCACAGUGCUACUACAACGAAACCAUUGCCUUCUUUUAUAACCGAAGUGGAAAACAUCUAGCCACUGAAUGGAACACUGUCAGCAAGCUUGUAAUGGGACUAGGGAUUACCGUCUGCAUCUUCAUAAUGCUGGCCAACCUCUUGGUUAUGGUGGCUAUUUACGUCAACCGCCGAUUCCACUUUCCUAUUUAUUACUUAAUGGCCAACUUAGCCGCUGCGGACUUUUUUGCAGGGCUGGCUUACUUUUACUUAAUGUUCAACACAGGACCCAACACUAGAAGAUUGACUGUAAGUACCUGGCUUCUCCGUCAGGGUCUCAUUGACACUAGUCUGACAGCCUCUGUAGCUAAUUUGUUGGCCAUUGCUAUUGAGCGGCACAUCACAGUUUUCCGAAUGCAGCUACACACUCGGAUGAGCAACCGGCGAGUGGUAGUCGUCAUUGUUGUUAUCUGGACUAUGGCCAUUGUCAUGGGCGCCAUACCAAGUGUCGGAUGGAACUGUAUUUGUGAUAUCACUCACUGCUCCAACAUGGCACCACUCUAUAGUGACUCCUACCUGGUCUUCUGGGCUAUUUUCAACCUUGUCACGUUUGUGGUCAUGGUGGUCCUAUAUGCUCAUAUUUUUGGGUACGUCCGCCAAAGGACUAUGAGAAUGUCCAGACACAGUUCUGGACCCCGCAGGAAUCGGGACACCAUGAUGAGCCUCCUGAAGACUGUGGUCAUUGUGCUUGGUGCUUUCAUAAUCUGCUGGACCCCAGGAUUAGUCUUGCUGCUCCUUGAUGUUUGCUGUCCCCAGUGCAACGUCCUGGACUAUGAAAAAUUUUUCCUGCUCCUGGCAGAGUUCAACUCUGCCAUGAAUCCCAUCAUAUACUCCUACCGGGACAAGGAGAUGAGCGCGACCUUCAAGCAGAUCCUCUGCUGCCAGCGCAGCGAGAGUGCCAACGGCCCCACCGAAGGCUCAGAUCGCUCAGCAUCCUCGCUCAACCACACCAUCUUGGCUGGUGUCCACAGCAACGACCACUCCGUGGUGUAGAAGUGCAGACAGCAAACGAAGAGCAGCAGGCUUACACCACGGCAUGGGAUGGGUGCAUGGCCCCGGGGAAGGUAACACACUCACAAGGUUUUCUCAAACACUAAUGGACUACAAGUGCUUCUUUUCCAGGGAGCCCUGUCCGUGGGACUGGCCAUGCUGCAAGGCCUUUGAUUUCUACUUUCAAAAAGUGGAAGGCAGAUGCCUUGUGUCAGGGGCCAUCGAUAGCCCAUGGAAAGCCUCGCUGAGACCUUGUCGGACUUUACUGCAUCUUGGUGCCAGUCUGAGUCAACUCUGAUUAAUUAAGCUUAUACCUGCUUCACUGCAUUUACAUGUAGCCACUUAGUCUUUUUAAAAAGGGAGUAAAGGGGAUAAAAGUAUGCCUAUCAUUUAAUAGACAUGUAAUAUUUAUCACCAUCAGCAUGCUUGUGAUGAACCUUUUCUGUGCAGGGAGUAAAACUUUGCUCUAGUCUAAGUAUCUUUAGCCACACUGCCAUAACUACAGUAAAAACAGAAGUAUUUUUUUCUAACAGGCAACAGGAGGAUGAUGGCAACUGACUCUUCUUACCUUUAUUACUGGUGUUAGAGAGCAUGCAUGAUCUAUGUGUAUGCAGAUUGUUUUAAUUAUGAAAAAAAAAAGCUCGUUGUAAAGUCUGCAGGAAAGUAGAAAAGCAUAGGCUGUAUUCCAGUGUUUGUUUAGAUUAUGAAAUAAACAGUACUCUAGUCACAA